Messenger RNA from Aureobasidium pullulans EXF-150, 551 nucleotides. RefSeq lists its product as uncharacterized. The record is from RefSeq and is a predicted model, not a curated record. NCBI's taxonomy places the organism in Eukaryota, Fungi, Ascomycota, Dothideomycetes, Dothideales, Saccotheciaceae. The transcript has a single exon. The coding region runs from base 20 to 532 and encodes 170 amino acids.
CGACUUGAUCUCGGCCCAGAUGCGUACAGCAUACAUGUUCGCAGCUACCCUGGUCCACGAAUUUGCACACGCGUUUUGUAAAGCAUACUUCGAACGGCCAGACACGAAGCCAGCGCAACCGAAUGAGCCAUGGCUGGCAGACAACAGGAAUAACGAGCUUGGCCACGCCGUUGUCCUCCAGAUCUUGGGGGGAAUACCAGGAUCGAAUACUCUUUAUCGUAUACCAAUGAGUUCUGCGGAGGUUAUCAAGCAGUGGAACUAUGUGCCAUUCGGCAUGCAUUUCCGAGAACCAUGGGAUAUGUGGGCCAAGACCAGCAAAUUCCAACAAGUGAUUUCAGAGGGUGCGGCCGAGGCCAACGGUAAGACAUGCACAUUCUAUCCGAUAGCGCAGAGGCAAAUCCAAAGCAUGUACGCCAAACAGACUUGGGAUGAAGUGUCUAGGUAUGGGUUGGACGCGAUCAAGCUGACAAAGAUACCCGAGUGGGCUGCUCAUUUAGUCCCCGGUGAGACUGGAAACUACACUCUGAGAUGAGCGAUACCAUGAAACCCAC